AUGGAAAGCAACUAUCUUGAACAAAUCCUCUCUUCAGACAAUACUCUUAGAUCAUAAGGUGAGCAAUAGAUAACUGAAAUGAGAAAAUCUAAUCCACAGCAAUUAUCCCAAUAUUUCAUGGAAAAUAUGAAGAGCUCAAAGCUGGAAAUUGCUUAAUUGUCUUGUAUUCUUUACAAGAAAUUUUUCUUAGAUCAGCAAAAUGCCUAAAGCCUUAGCUUUGAUGACUUGGAAAUGAUGAAGACUUAAAUUAUGGGAACACUUGAUUUCAGCAAUCAAUAACUUACCCUAUUGAAGAGAAAAGGAGAUGUCAUUUCAAAGAUCUUCGCUUAACAGAACAAAAAUGAAGACCUUCUCAAGCUUCUAGUUGAAUGGGCUCAAUCAGACAACACCAACUCAAGAGUCUUCGCUAUGUACGUAUUCGAGGUUCUCUCCGACUGUCAUCUCACCCCAGAGCAAUUGACUGCUUACAAGGAUUCAUUUAUGAGCAUUUUCAGCAAAAGCUUCACUGACAGAGAGGUCUCAGUCAGAGUUGCUGCACUCAAAGCAACAACCUCAUUCCUCACCUCAAUUGAUGAUUCCGAUAUGGUUAUGGGAUAUAUUGGAGUGAUGCCUCAAAUCCUCAACACUGUGGUUGAAGCUCUCAAGGAAGACGAGGGCUAGGGUAAAAUAGCUUUGGACAGCAUGAAUGAGCUCACCAAUAUUCACCCAGAGAUCUGGAAAAACACUACAAACCAAUUAGUCAAUGUCGUCUCUCAAGUUAUCUCAUAAAAGAGCUUUGAUGAGAGUACCAGAGCUUGCGCUACAGAGGUAGUCUUAGCACUAGCUUAAUAGAUGCCAGCAUCUCUUAGAAAGAUUGAUGAGACUAAGACUAUGUUCAUCCCAGCUUUAGUCUAGAUGCUCACUGAAGUAGAGGAAGAUAUGUCUGUGUGGGCAGAACAGAGAGAUGAAGAGGAAGUUGGUCAAACUGAUCCAUAUAACACUGCUGUUUCAAGUAUCAACAGACUUUCUCUUGAAAUUGGAGAAAAGACUAUGAUGCCAGUAUGUUCUGCUCUCAUUCAACAGCUUACUAAGUCAGGAGAAUGGAAGGAUAGACAAGCUGGUUAUAUGCUAAUGGGUCUUAUUUCUGAAUCAUGCAAAGAAAGUAUGAUGAAGAAUAUGGAUGAGGCAAUGAAAGUUGCAUGUGCCGGUGUUAUGGAUGAGAACAUUAGAGUUAGAUAUGCUGGUCUAUCUUGCCUUGGUCUCUUACUCACUGAAUUAUCACCUAAGGCUCAAAAGAAAUAUCAUCAAGAAUUGAUGCCAGUUCUUAUCAAACUCAUGGCAACCGAGUCAAUGAUCAAGGUUCAAACUCAUGCUGUAUCAACUGUCAUUAACUUCGUCAGAGGUCUAACAGAAGAAGAGGAAGAUGAAGAUAACAAUACAUAGGCAACUAAGAUUAUGGAAAGCUAUCAAGCUACUCUCUUUGAGGGAUUAGUUGUUUUACUUAAGAAAGGUAUUGAUGAGAACUAUGAGCCACUCUAAGAAGAAGUUAUGAAUCUUCUCUCAGUUAUGGCUAGCAUUAUCUAAGGGGAGUUCGCUAAAUUCUAUGGAUAAUUAAUGCCAAUGAUGACUCAAAUUUUGAGCAAUGUUGCAAUGACCACCAUGUCAUAAAUGACCUUAAGAGCUAGAAUUAUUGAGGCAAUGGGCUUCAUGAUUGAAGCUGUCUCAGAGCAAAAAGAGACAUUCAAGGAUGGUGUCCUCGAAAUCACUAAGGUCUUGGUAGCACUUUUACAAUCAGGCCUAACAAAUGACGACCCACAAGUACUUGCAAUUAAAGAAACCCUUGCUAAAAAUGCUUUCUUCCUAAAAGAAGACUUCCAUCAAUUCAUGCCAUAAUUAAUGACUACUCUACUUGCUGAUUCUAAUCUUGCCAUUGAUAUCAAGAUGGAGACAGCUGAUGGUGUUAAGACUGCUGAUGAAAACGCCACUGCAAUUACUUUUAAAAUGAAGGGAUUUGAGGGAAAUCAAAGACUCUCAAUGAACACUAGUGCACUUGAAAACAAGAUCUCAGCAUUCAAACUUAUCAAUAUGAUCUCAGAGAGUAUGGGGACUUCAUUUGCUCCUUACGUUCAACCUAUUCUACCAGUUAUGGUUGAGAAUAUGAACUAUCAAUACUCAAAAGCUAUUAGAAAGUUCUCAAUGAAGACUUUAAAUAACAUGCUGACUGCUGUUGGAGAGCCAGAUAACAUCACUCUUUUCACUAACCUUUUUCCUCAGUUCACACAAAUGAUCACAAAAAGUCUUGAGAGAGAAGAUCUUAAGGAACUAAAGAUUGUUCUUAAACACUUCUGGUUGAUGAUCAAGAAUCUCAACGAGAUCAACAAGACCUCAAAGAACUAUAUGAAUGAGGCAUAAUUAAGCACUCUUGGUUAGUUGCUAAACCAAGUUCUCACCCUUGUCACAUCAGCCAAGAAAGAAUCAGUGAGCAUUCUUAACUCCAAGAAUCAUGAAUUCGAUGAGGAAGAUGUUGAGAACAUGAAGGAAAAUCUUGCUCAACUAACCGCUCCAUCAACCUAUGUCAUGGAAAUCAGUGGCCAACUAGUAUUGAACUUUGGAGAAUUGGUUGGACAAAUUGUAAAGACCAACUUCUUGAACUACUUCGCUUUGAAUCUCAACAACUACAAAAACCUAUCAGAGAGUGAGUUACUCGAUGCCACUUGCUUCUUCUGUGACUUCAUUGAGUACUCAUACCAUAAUGACGCUGCUAUGAUUACUGAAUUGAACAACAAGUUCCUUGAAAUCUUCCAGAGCACUGAGUCAAUGGAUGUAAAGCAAACUCUCUCAUACGGAUUUGGUGUCUUCGCUAUGUUCAUUCCAACUGCUACAUAUCAAACAACACUUCUUCCAACAGUAUUCUAAGCCAUUAACUCAAUGGUCUCUGAUAAGGAUGCAUUCACUGAGGAUAAUGUUGUUGCUACUGAAUCAGCUCUUGGAGCAAUGGGCAAGCUAGUUUAUUUCCAGAAGGAUAACAACACCAUUACUGAUACAAUUGUCAAUGCUUUCUUGAGUAAGUUACCAUUAGUCAACGAGGAAGAAGAAGCCUAAAAGUCACACAAAUUGCUAUUAGAGCAAGUUGUUGCCAAUAACAUGAACAUCAUGAACGAUAAUACUAAGAGCAGUGUUAUGAUCGCUCUUCAAAAGAUUAAGGAGGCAGCCCAAGCUAAAAAGGACGAUAUUGAGGUACUCUGUGAGGAAGGUAUGGCACUAAUGAGCAAACUCUUAUGA
Messenger RNA from Stylonychia lemnae, 3261 nucleotides. The record is from the annotation of a GenBank genome assembly. NCBI's taxonomy places the organism in Eukaryota, Ciliophora, Spirotrichea, Sporadotrichida, Oxytrichidae.